AUGCUCCCCCCACGCUCAUUCCUCGCAGGCGCAACGGCAGUGCUGGCACUCGCCUCGAGCGCCCAUGCAAAGUGCGGCUCCAGCUCCAGCUCCAGCACUAGCACCGCACCUGCAAUCCCAACAAGCACUCCAACCUCGACAACCCUCGUCCAACAACCCACCUACACUCCACCCGCCUCUGCACAAGUCAAAGCCGCCGAAGGCUGCGGCGCCGGAACCCCCGACGCAACCGUAACAGGCUCCGGAGGCUCCUACGUCGCAGCAAUCGGCUCGAGCGAAGUCUACUCGGGCUCGGACUACUACGCCGCCAUCACGACGGCCCUCGAGGGACUCUCCUCAGGCCAACGUCUGUCCGUGAUCGCCUCGGGCUCCAUCGGCGACGGGAUCGUCCACAUCAACAGCGGAAUUACCUUUGAAGGGUGCGGAACAAUCGACGUCGGAUACGCCGCGGGCCACGGGGCCAUCGAGUCGCUGAACACUGAGAACGCAGCGAUCCCGUACCUGACGCUGACCGGGGCGCCGUACUUCGGGCUGCGGUUCUACGGCGUGACGGGUCUUUCCCUGGGGCAGAUUACGAUGAAUCUGAGCGGCGGACUGGGAAUCCGCUUCGAGCGCGACGAGGCGGCGAAUCGCGAUGUCUCGAUGGAUGUCAUCAGCGUUACGGGCGCGGGCAGCCACGCCGUCGAGACGUGGAAUAUCGACGGGCUGACGAUCAACUCGGUUAUUGCGCGGGAUGUCGGCGAGUGCGGGCUGCUCCUGCAGACGACAACGAAUGCGCAUGUGGGCACCGUCGACGGGGACAAUGUCGCCGCUGGGACCGGGUACGCGACGUUCCGGAUGGCGAACCGGAACGGACGCCUGGCUGACGGGAGCUACGAGGCGAAUGUCAUUGUCGAGAAUGUGAUCUCGCGCGGUGGAGGCCGCGGAAUCUUCUGUGUGUCUGAAUCUGGGGGCGUCGAGAUUCAGAAUAUUGAUCUCUCGGAUAACGAGAAUAAUGCGAUUCUUAUUGAGAACUGCUAUGGGGUUUCGAUCCUUGGUGGGACGGUGAAUGGGGGUGGCGAGGUGCGCAUCUCGGCCAGGGAUGAGUUUGAGAAUACGCGCGAUGUUUCGAUCAGUCUCGAGGUCAACGAUAACAGUGCGAGGGAGAGUCCGUGUGGCGAGAAUAUUACCUGGGAUAUCUCGGGGAAUGCCUCGUUGGAUGUUUGCUAG
Messenger RNA from Aspergillus calidoustus, 1209 nucleotides. The record is from the annotation of a GenBank genome assembly. Lineage: Eukaryota; Fungi; Ascomycota; Eurotiomycetes; Eurotiales; Aspergillaceae.